Linnemannia hyalina is the source of this 2439-nucleotide messenger RNA. The record is from the annotation of a GenBank genome assembly. Lineage: Eukaryota; Fungi; Mortierellomycota; Mortierellomycetes; Mortierellales; Mortierellaceae.
AUGGCUCACAGCAACAUCUGGAACUCCCACCCCCGUGGUUAUGGCAAGGGCUCCCGCGAGUGCCGUGUCUGCACCCACCCCGCUGGUUUGAUCCGCAAGUACGGCCUCAACAUCUGCCGUCAGUGCUUCCGCGAGAACUCUGCCGCUAUUGGUUUCACCAAGGUUUUGACAGCGAACUUGGCAGACUAUGAAUUUGCUCUCGCGCCCAACAUGAGGAUCCUCUGUGUUGCGGAAAAACAUGCUAUUGCAAAGUCAGUAGCCCAGAUACUCUCUGACAACCACUUCCAGACGAGGGAGACGGGCGACCAAUUUACAAGGAACCUCGAGUUUACCUACCGGUUUCCGAACAACAGCAUGGCUCAGAUCGUCAUGACCUCUGUCCGUGGACACCUCUGCACUACCGACUUUCCGGAGCAAUACAGGAAAUGGAGCAGCUGCGCUCCUGUCCAGCUAUUUGAACUCAACAUUGAAAAGAAACCAUCAGCAGACCUUGCGGCACUAGAGCGGAACCUGGCACAUGAAGCACGGAAUGCAAACCAGGUCAUGAUUUGGACGGAUUGCGAUCGCGAAGGAGAAAAUAUCGGAGCCGAGGUCGCUCAAGUCUGCAGGCGAAGUAACCAACAAAUCGUUGUAACAAGAGCAAGAUUCAGCUCAGUCACACCAGCACAAGUCGACGCUGUAGAUGCCAGGAUGGAAUUGGACUUGCGAGUAGGCGCGUCAUUUACUCGUUUUCAGACACUAAGUUUCCAGGACUGGUUCCCCGAUCUAAAGGACGGUGUUGUCAGCUAUGGACCUUGCCAGUUCCCCACAUUGGGGUUUGUUGUGGAUCAAUACAGAAGAGUCGAGAACUUUAUACCCGAGUCGUUUUGGAAGUUGGAGGUGAAGCACAACAAGGAUGGUGUCGACGCAAACUUUGUAUGGCAGCGCGGACAUUUGUUUGACCAGUUGGCUUGUUUGGUCAUAUAUGAGGCGUGCAUGGAGACACCGGGACCAACCUUCCGCAUCAACAGGGUGAAAUCAAAACCGACCUCAAAGUACAAACCAUUACCACUGACGACUGUUGAACUUCAAAAGAGCGGAUCAAGGCUCCUCUCCAUGUCUUCUGACAGGAUCAUGACCGUCGCGGAAGGGCUAUACACGCAAGGCUGGAUCUCAUACCCAAGAACUGAAACGGAUCAGUUCGACCAAAACUACGACCUGAUGGGACUUGUUCAGAGACAAACUCACAAUGGCCAAUGGGGCAGGUUUGCUCAGCGAUUGGUGGAGGGGGGAUUCAGGAACCCACGAAGGGGCAAGGAGAACGAUCAAGCGCAUCCACCUAUCCACCCUGUCAUGCACACCGAGAACCUAGCCGGUGACGAGAAGAAAGUAUACGAGUACAUCACCCGGCGAUUCCUAGCAUGUUGCUCGGAGGAUGCCAAGGGUGAUCAGACGGAUAUCGAUGCGGUCAUUCAUACAGAGACGUUCAAAGCGACGGGACUCAUCAUCAAGGAGCGCAACUACUUGGACGUUUAUCCCUACGACAAGUGGUCAGGAACGGUACUCCCCAACUUUGAGGAAGGCGAGGAGUUUAUACCCACCGAGUUCAUGAUGAAACAUGGAGCCACCCUCAGUCCUACGACUAUCACGGAAAGUCAGCUUAUCGCCCUGAUGCACAAGAACGGCAUUGGCACGGAUGCGACUAUUGCUGAUCACAUCAAAACUAUUAUUAAUCGGGAGUAUGUCGUACGACACAAGCAAGGCAAUGAGUUUCAAUUCACUCCUUCAACACUUGGGAUUGCUCUUGUCGAAGGCUACGACAACAUUGGCCUCGACAUGAAUGCUCAGCGGCCUCCGCCGGGCCCAGGGCAGGGACCUAGGAACAAUGGAGUACGCAAUGCCGGAGGUGGUGGAGGCGGAGGCGGCGGAUUUGGAGGGGGUGGUGGAGGUGGUGGAGGCGGUGGAGCAGGUGGUGGCGGUGGAAGCAAUGGCUUUCAAUCAUUUGCACCGAAACCUACGGCACCCAUUGUUAAUCAGCAGCAGCAAGGGUUUCCAAGUCGUCAAGGCGGAGCCGUGAUGAACGCAUUCCGGGAAAACUUGGGAUCAGGGAACAGUACGGACUCAAAACCGAGAUGUGCCUGUGGACUGGUGGCCAAGGAAGUAGCGUCGUCAAAGAAUAACGGACGGCUGUUCUUUGCAUGUUCCAAGCAUCAGUCCAUCGCCUGCAAGUUCUUUGCGUGGGCAGAUGAAGUCAACCCGGCGGCUAAUAGUGGACCAUGGACUGCUGGUGGAGGACAGCCUCAGGCACCACAACAUUACGGUAACAACUCAUACAGCAAGAGUAGCACCAGCCGUAGCGGCUCAUCGUCAAAAGGAUCCUCUUCCAAAUCAACCACCAAACGCGCGUCAAAGUCAGGGAUCACAGCUGUUCGUAUCGGCAAGAAAUCUCGUCCUAUCUGA